Messenger RNA from Talaromyces marneffei, 1176 nucleotides. RefSeq lists its product as uncharacterized. The record is from RefSeq and is a predicted model, not a curated record. The transcript is spliced from 4 exons. Gene Ontology annotation, biological process: DNA-templated transcription. Lineage: Eukaryota; Fungi; Ascomycota; Eurotiomycetes; Eurotiales; Trichocomaceae. Gene Ontology annotation, molecular function: DNA binding; zinc ion binding. The coding region runs from base 1 to 1176 and encodes 391 amino acids.
AUGGACGAGCAAUCAACCAGUCCGACUCAUAUCAUGGAACGAUACUCCCAGUAUGUUCACCACUGGUUGCCGAUAAUCGACCUCCAUCGAAUCAGCAGUCGCAUCAAGUCCUCACAUAUGCUGGAGGCAGCAGACGCAGAGCUUGCUAGCCUGCUCUUAUGCAUUCACAUAGCUUCUCAGCCAUCAUCGGCAGAAAUGCGAGAACAAUACUAUAUGCAAAGACUCUAUAUACAGUCUCAAAGAAUCUUUGCUUGCUUGCAGUCAAUAAGGAAGUUCUCUAUUGAAACGAUCCAGUGUGGUCUAUUGCUGGCCGUUUACCAGAUUGGCGCUGGUUUGCUUUCGGAUGCUUAUGUCACAUUAUCGACUACUACAGGCUUAGCUCGUGCAGGCCAACUUCUAACAUGUCAUAAAAAUACUCAUGAUGGAGAUAGGAGCCACGAGGCGAGAGUCGUUUGGUGGGCUAUCUUCUUGCUGGGCCGAAUCCUAGCACUAGCUUCUUUACCAAAUCAUCUUCCUCUCCUGAUGGAACAGCCACGAGACUUUGAAGAUCUCCCGGAUAUACAUAUUUUACGACCUUCUCCGGAAUACGAAGGAGAUAAUCAGCCAUAUGAAUAUUUUAAAGAAGAACUACAAGCUGCAUACUUGACAGGAAAGACUCUAUACUACAUGAGUCCCCUCCAUGAAUCCUCGGAGUCUGAGUUAGAAAAGCUAAACGGCGAAAUAAUUACACGCCUUGGCGAUAUGUUUGCAAAAGCUCCGGGAUCUUGGAGGCCAUUCUGCAGCGCGAUUGCAAUACUGCUUGUAACAGCGGUUGAACUACAGUUUACAAGGUUGACGAAUACAGCCCAGGACAAAGAAGCUUCUAGUUCAUGCCUACAAGCAAUAUCAACGCAUAUCAAAAUUACCAUUGAUAUUGCACGGAACUAUCUAGAGGAUGAAGACACAAACUUCGCCACUGACAUAGUACCUAUCACGGGUGUUAUCUCAGACUACCAUACUUUGGUGGCUAUAUUUCGGCAAAGGGAUUUAGGCCACGAAAUUGCAACAGAUGACUCGGAAGGAUUAAUCGUUCUGAAACGAUCGUUGAAUAAAAAGAGUAAUCUAUGGGAUCUUGCUGAUAAGUAUAUACAGGACCUGUCAAGAUGGAUUAUGUGGAAUGUGCCAUAUUAUUCAUAG